UCUCUCUCUCUCUCUCUCUCUGUCUGUCUGGUAUGUCUUUUUUCUGCCUUUGUCCAUGCAUAAUAUCGUUUACUCUAAAAGGAUUUAGUCCUUCAGCAAUCUCUAGAUAUUCUCUUUAAGGGUGGUGAGGAUUUUUUUGUUUCUGUCGGCGGUCUAAAAUACACUGGCGAGUUUGCCUGCUCUCGCCACCCCUUUAAAACAGUAGAAUCGUAGCGCGCUAGAGAAAACGGUUCCACUAACGGUUUUCGUUAAGACAUGAGGCUCACGAGGGAGACACGUAUUUCUCAGUAAUGGAACAUGACUGGUAUUUGGGCUAAAAAUCCAUCCGGUAUAGCAAAGGUCUUACAAGAGCGGAUUUGUAGUGCAGAUCCCUGCACGAUCGGCGCCUUGCAACCAAGCAUGGCUUGUUUGCCUUGAGCUCGCGCUUUCCGACGACAAGCUGCACGGUAACGAUCGCGUUUUUUUACUUGCGCGCUCACGAACCGCCUCGUUUCGCCGAUUCAGCGGAUGGUGCGACGGUGCGACAUUAGAUUACGAAAUAUGCCCGCAUGAGCGGCUUGCUCUAAUGGAUGUAAACGGGUGCUGAGCGGACCUCCCUGUCAAAACACCUCAUCCCACCCCCUCCGGUGCCUCCAGCGCUCACACCAGUCAGUCAGGCCGGUCUUAACGCGAGGGGGGAUGCUACAGUGGUCCGGUUUACCGGGGACGCCGUGUACGGGGCGGUGAGAGCAUGUGAGCAGCGAACCGGAGCCGUGAUUCCCCACUAACCGCCCCCGAGCGAAGAUGCCGCGGAAUUUACGGAGGCUGAUGCAUCUUGUGCUGCUUUGCCCGCUGUCCAAGGGCUUGCAGUCCCGUUUACCUGCAGUGAAGGUGAAGUACCUGGUGGUGACAUGGCUGGGUGUGCUGGUGUCCAGCUGGGUCAUCUACAUGCAGUACUCGUCCUACUCUGAGCUCUGCAGGGGCCACGUCUGCACCGUGCUCAUUUGUGAGCACUACCAAAGGGGCAUCAUCUCUGGCUCUGUGUGCAAGUCUCUGUGCGAGGAAAAAACUCUGACUCUACAGCGCUGUCUCUCAACAUCGCCCACACACCAGGUGUACAGUGCAGUGUGGAAGGAGAAGGCAGUGGUGGUAAAGUGUGCCCUAGACGAGGCUGUCGGAGGGGACGGACCCCCAGGUCCUGGGCUGACGCGGCCCGUCGGCCUCUACGACAAGCCUGCCCGUGGUACCUCCAUGGACGAGUUCAGAGAGAUGCUGCACUCGUUCCUCAAGGACAGUCUGGGCGAGCAGUCAUCUCUGGGCUCGCUGGUGUCUCGUGUGGUCUCGCUGGCCGACGUGAACCUGGAUGGCCGUGUGUCUCUGGCCGAGGCCAAGGCGGCGUGGGCCCUCCUGCACGUCGACGAGUUUGUUCUGCUGCUGGCGCUGCAAGACAAGGAGCAUGCACCGCUCCUACUGGGCCACUGUGGCCACCUGUACGUGACGGAGCGAGUGGCGCAUGCCGCCCUCUUCACGCUGGAGGUGCCGGCGUGGGCGCGGCCGAUGGUGCCCGAGGCCGCGGCGCGUGCCCUCAACCGUUGGCUGGCGCCGGCCUGGCCGCACCGCGUGCGCAUUGCCAUCGGCCUGCUGGAGUUCGUGGAGGAGGCCUUCCACGGCGCCUACGGCAGCCUGUACAUGUGCGACGGUGGCGCCCGAGCCGUGGGCUACAGCACCAGCUACGACUGCAAACUGGCCGAUCUGGGGGGCAUGGCCUCCGAGGCGGCCGUGCGGGCCUUCCUGCGCGGACGCGCGUGCCGGGGCAGCGACGACUGCACGUUCGGCCGCGACUGCUCGGCGACGUGCGACCGGCUGGCGCGCCGCUGCAACACGGAGGUGGUGAGGCCCAACCUGGCCAAGGCGUGCGCCCUGCUGGCCGACUUCCUGCUGUUCGGUGCGCCCAGCGACCUGCGCGACGACCUGGAGCGCCAGCUGCGCACGUGCGCUACGCUGAGCGGCCUGGCCUCGCAGAUGGAGGUGCACCACUCUCUGGUGCUCAGCAACCUGAAGACGCUCCUGUGGAAGGAGAUCUCCGACACCAAGUACUCCUGAAGGACACGGAGAGGGGAAUAUGGGAAGAGAGAGAGAGAGAGAGAGAGAGAGAGAGAGAGAGAGAGAGAGAGAGAGAGAGAGAGAGAGAG
Messenger RNA from Electrophorus electricus (electric eel), 2171 nucleotides. RefSeq names its product divergent protein kinase domain 1B (gene dipk1b). The record is from RefSeq and is a predicted model, not a curated record. Lineage: Eukaryota; Metazoa; Chordata; Actinopteri; Gymnotiformes; Gymnotidae.